This is a messenger RNA of Strigops habroptila (Kakapo), 472 nucleotides long. It is a transcript of the gene RPL35A, whose product is annotated as ribosomal protein L35a. The transcript has 5 exons. Gene Ontology annotation, cellular component: ribosome; cytosolic large ribosomal subunit. Lineage: Eukaryota; Metazoa; Chordata; Aves; Psittaciformes; Psittacidae. Bases 105 to 437 code for a protein of 110 amino acids. Gene Ontology annotation, biological process: ribosomal large subunit biogenesis; cytoplasmic translation. Gene Ontology annotation, molecular function: structural constituent of ribosome. The record is from RefSeq and is a predicted model, not a curated record.
UCCCAGCCCAUAUCCCGGAAGGCAGCGCGGCAGCUUUCUCUUUUGCCGCCAUCUUGGUUCGCCGCCGUGGGGGCCUGCUGGGACCAGGGCUUCAGGAGGACACCAUGACCGGGAGGCUGUGGUGCAAGGCCAUCUUUGCUGGCUACAAACGUGGCCUCCGAAACCAGCGGGAGCACACUGCCCUUCUGAAAAUUGAAGGUGUUUAUGCCCGUCAGGAGACAGACUUCUACUUGGGCAAAAGGUGUGCCUAUGUAUACAAAGCUAAAAACAACACUGUAACCCCCGGUGGGAAGCCCAACAGGACACGAGUGAUCUGGGGGAAGGUAACCCGCGCCCAUGGGAACAGUGGCAUGGUUCGUGCUAAGUUCCGCUCCAACCUUCCUGCCAAGGCCAUUGGACACAGAAUCCGGGUGAUGCUGUAUCCAUCUCGGAUCUAAAUUUUUAUUGCAAAUAAAAUGGAGACUCUGUUUAA